AUGAAUGAUUCAAUUGAACGUUUCACCGAAGAGCAGCACCGAUAUUCCGCAAAACCAACAGCUCUAACCGAUAGCGUAACAACAAAAACUCGACGUGAUACAACCAAGCUAUCCACACCAAUCCAAAGAAGCACAACGACAAGAAAAUCACCUCACUCUCAUACCAUUAUUCAACCACAGUACGGACCGAUUGGUUUGAAUAACCCGUCAGCAGUACUCUUCAAUGCCACUUUAUCACCAUAUCGCCGUCGCUAUCAGACAAUCAAGAUCGGCCCUACACCACUUCCUACCUUCAACACUCCACCGAUGCCGCGUAGACCGUCACUGAAGACGAACGUUAAUUUGGAACUUGGACCUGAUUGGCGCAGUUAUGGAAAACGACCAAAGAGCACAGCGUCGACUAAAAUAAGGAGACCAAUCACUUCAAGAACUGAUAAGAUCCUUACUACUGCAGCAACUUCAACUCAUUCGCUUGGGGAAACCACAAGCGAGAAAUCACGUACGGAUGCCGAUAAGGAUCUGAAUCUAUCUAAGGCUGAUGAGAAGCUUGACAAAGCGAAACAAUUUGAGCGGCAUGAGCAAAAAAAUAAUGGCAGAGAAAUGAUAAUUCUAUCACCUGACGAAGAUCCAAUCGAAGUAUCAAAUAAUGCAUCGUUGAUCAGUGCCAUGAACAAUCUCGGUAUGAUAUUCGUUCCUAAGUUAAGUCAAAAGACGACAUUACAACAUUCAUGA
Molecule: messenger RNA, 732 nt
Organism: Anisakis simplex (herring worm)
Lineage: Eukaryota; Metazoa; Nematoda; Chromadorea; Rhabditida; Anisakidae
Source: the annotation of a GenBank genome assembly